Schistosoma bovis is the source of this 1916-nucleotide messenger RNA. Lineage: Eukaryota; Metazoa; Platyhelminthes; Trematoda; Strigeidida; Schistosomatidae. The record is from the annotation of a GenBank genome assembly.
AUAUUUAUGUGUUCAAAUAAAUAAUAAAUAAAUAAAUCUAAUAAAUGAAUAGUAAAUAAAUAAACUAUAUACUGGAAAUUGUUGUAGAAUGCAUAUCAGUUUACAGGCAUGAUCAGAUUGAUAACCAAACCAAAGCGGUAUGAGAUGAAAUUUUUUGUUGUUGAAAGAAUGUAGUUCAUAGAUUGUUUUGGUUGGACAUUUGUCACAAAAAUUUCAACAAUAUGAGUAAACAGUUAGAAGCAGCCCUUUAAUUCUUUGUAAGAGGAACAUCCUGUCCAUAUACUUUCUAUAAUGCAAUUAAUCUAUUUCUAGUUCAAAUUAAUAGAUUGAAUACGGUUAAACAAUCAUAAGUUUUGAAUUGUCAAGAAGGAAGUUGAAAGUGUACAGUUGUGAUUGUUAAAAUCUGCCAUCAAGAUGUAUUUUUUUACUUUUAAAAAGAUCCCAUUCUAUUUUAGACUGGAAUAUUGAUCUAACCUCGUCAACGAUGUCUUUUCGACAGGCUAUUUCAUCAUUCAAUUAGCAUUUGAUUCAUGAUAGAGAUGAAGAAUACAUUUAUUAAAACAGAAAAUUAUACAGAAACGACGAGCAGAAUUCGUUUCUCGUACUCAUAAACAAAAACCCAAUACAAUCAAUCGAACGGAAAUAAUCGAAUUGACAUCUGAUAAAUCCAAAGUGAUUCCUAAUGUUUUCACUAUGUCAAGUGAUAAUUCUUGUGAACAAUCAUUUUCAAAAUUGGACAAAGAUGUAUCAGUUGAAAAAAUGUCUUCAGUGAAAUCUCAUUCGAUUAGACCGAAUAAAAAAUCUAAAUCGUUCAUUGUCAAUAACAAAUCAGAAAAUGAUCAAUCAAAUCGACAGUAUAAUUUGCAAAACUCAACUUCGAAUUUAUAUUCAACAAAUAACAUGAAAGAAGUAUGGUUUGAUAAUGUACCACAGGCUUUAAUUGCUAAUUCAAUGCAAGAUCAAUCGGCUACAACAAAAUCUUUAGUGAAACUAACAUCAUUUUCAGGUCCGACACGUCGUAUUGCAAUGGAUUGUGAAUUCGUUGGAGUAGGUUUUGAAGGUAAAGAUGAUGCAUUAGCACGUGUUUCAAUUGUAAAUCAAUUUGGUCAUACCCUAUUGGAUGCUUAUGUACGUCCAGAAGAACGUGUUGUUGAUUAUCGAACAAAAUUCUCUGGUAUAAGACCUCGUGAUUUGCGAAAAAAUGGACCAGCUCGAGCGUUCAAUGAUGUACACAAAGAAGUUGCAGAAUUGAUAAAGAAUAAAAUACUAGUUGGACAUUCUAUCCUGAAGGAUCUUAAAGUUUUAAGAUUGUCUCACCCUCGUCGUUUUAUUCGUGAUACAUCACGUUAUCGUCCAUUUCGGGAUUUAUUCAAUGGUCGUAUACCAUCACUCAAGGCAUUGACACAAAAAGUUCUUGGUGUGAAUGUACAAAGUGGUGAACACGAUUCAGUUGAAGAUGCUAGAGCUACUAUGCGUCUAUACACAUCUGUGAAACGUGUCUGGGAAUCAAAGAAAAAGCAUCGGACUUCAAAAACCGAACAAGUCAAGAAGAAUAUAAAUCUAGAAGAACAAGGCGUACUGAAUGUAAAAGAUGAAUAUGAGUCUGGAUUACAUGAAGAAGUGAAAUGUCAUAAGUCUCAACAACACCAACACCAACAACAAUCUACAACUUCCACUAAAGAUUCUAUUCAUAAAUUCAAACAAUGGGAUCCAAUACGUAAUCGUAAAUGUUCAAAAAAUCGAAUGAAAUUUCUCAAUCGACAUCGUAAACAUAAAAGAAACACAAACACACACACACAGAGUAAUAAACCAACUUGAAGUAGAAUAAACCAUUGAAUUGCUUAAUCUUUCUCUUUAUUCUUCUUAUUAUUCUUAUGAACUAAAUCACUGAUGAAAUAUCUCUGUACAAUUUUUCC